AUGGCAGAAGAAAACCCUACUCAAGCUUGCACACUUGAUAGUAGUUUUACUGAUGAUGAUACUAGCAACAAACAAGAAAAAGGAUGGGCUGUUUUAAAGUCUUUGAAUCCUGCCUAUCCACACUAUACUCUAGAAAAGGAUGAAAUAGUAAUGGGAAGGCAAUCAAACUCUACUAUUCAUUUUAAUGAUUUAAAUGUCUCUGGAAAACAUUGUGUCAUUAAAAAAGAAGAAGGAACAGGACCAAUAAUAGCAUUUCUGUAUGAUCACAGCACAAAUGGAACAUAUGUAGAUGGAAUAAAGGUUGGUAAAGGACAAAGAUGUUUAUUAUCAAGUGGUCAAGAGAUUUCAUUGGUUCAGAGCAAAAAACAAGUUCAAGAAAAGAUAGCAUUUAUUUAUCAACCAUGUGACAAGGAAGACGAAGAGGAAGGUGGACCACAAUUAAAAUAUCAUCUUGGUGAUGUAUUGGGAAAUGGUAAUUUUGCAACCGUUAAACUUGCUGUCGAUAGAAAGACUGGAGCCAAGUAUGCAAUCAAGAUUAUUGACAAGAAAAAGUACUUUAUGAAUUCAUCAUCUAGAAAGGAUGCUCUAAUGGAUGAAGUUAAAAUUUUGGAAUCCCUCAACCAUAAUAAUAUCAUACACAUCCAAGAAGUUUUCAAUACUGAAAAGACAUUAUACCUUGUUUUAGAAUUAGUUGAAGGAGGAGAACUAUUAAAUGAUAUAUUAUCAGAUGAGAAUGGUUUUUAUAAAGAGGAAAAAGCAAAAAAACUAUUUCAACAGAUUGUCAAUGCAGUAAAGUAUCUUCAUGACCAAGGUAUUGCUCACAGAGAUCUCAAACCCGAAAAUAUAUUGUUGAAAUCGAAAAAAGUGGAUCUUGGUGAUCCAACCAGCAUCAAACUCAGUGAUUUUGGUUUGUCGAGGACUAUUAGUGAAGGUAGUUUUAUGAAGACAAUGUGUGGAACACCUCAAUAUUUGGCACCAGAGAUACUUAAUGGAAAUAAUGGCGCUGGUGGAUAUGGUAAAGAGGUUGAUUGUUGGAGUAUGGGCGCAAUACUUUAUGUAAUGCUAUGCGGAUAUCCCCCAUUCGACGAAUCUCGUGAUAUAUCAAUCUUUGAGCAAAUUAGAACUGCCGACUUUACUUUUCCACAUGAAGAUUGGAGCACAGUUUCUGAGGAGGCAAAGGAUUUAAUCAAAAGGUUAUUAAAUGUCCUUCCUUCUCAAAGAUACAACUGUGAGGAUAUUUUAAAGCAUCCAUGGUAUGAUAAUAAUAUUACUUUAAAAUCUUUGGUACAAAAAGAAUCGAUUCUUGAAGAAUCAAAGGUAUUGGGUAAAAGAAAAUCAGAAGAGAAUAUUAAACAACAACCAAAGGACCAAGAUAUUUUCCAAAGUGUUGAUUCAAUGGUUGAAAAGGAUAACAACUCAGAUUUAAAUGAUAAUCAUACUUUAAAGAAAUCAAAAUCAAAUAUUCAAUCUUCUCCUUUAAUACAACAGCAGCAGCAACCUCCAUCAUCCUCAAAUACCUCAACAUCAGAGGGUGAUGAUGAUACCGAUGAAGAAACUGAACAAAUUUAUGAUUUGAAACCAAUUUCUCCGAUUAAACAAAAGUCUUCAAAUAAUAUCAAUAGUACAUCAAAUGAUAAUGACAAUAAUAAUAAUAAUAAUAAUAAUAAUAAUAAUAAUAAUAAUAAUAAUAAUAAUAAUAAUAAUAAUAAUAAUAAUAUAAAUAAUAAUAAUAAUAAUCAAAAUAAUCAAAAUAAUAAUACAAUAUCACCUCCUCCUCCUACUAGUACUGUGGCAACACCAAAUAAUAAUAAUAAUCAAAAUAAUCAAAAUAAUAAUAAUGUAUUUUUAGUGCCAGCACCCAAACCAGUUUCACCAAUAUUAACUUCCAAUAAUAAUAGUAACCUUCCUGUUUGCAUGUAUGGCGAAAAGUGUUAUCGAAAGAACAAGCAACACUUUAAAGAAUACUCACAUCCUUCAGGCCACCCUUCGGCCAAUAAUUAA
This is a messenger RNA of Cavenderia fasciculata, 2001 nucleotides long. RefSeq names its product putative protein serine/threonine kinase (gene fhkE). The transcript is spliced from 5 exons. Lineage: Eukaryota; Evosea; Eumycetozoa; Acytosteliales; Cavenderiaceae. Gene Ontology annotation, biological process: protein phosphorylation. The record is from RefSeq and is a predicted model, not a curated record. Gene Ontology annotation, molecular function: protein binding; protein kinase activity; ATP binding. Bases 1 to 2001 code for a protein of 666 amino acids.